AAAUUCUGUCUGCUUGAAUCUCGUGAGCUUGCUUGGAUCUCCUUCGUUUCCUCGGUUCUUCUUCAAGGUGUAGGAGUUGUGUGGCUGGUCACUGUUGGACUCUUUCUCUCUCUCUUUCUCUCUCUCUCUCUCUCUAUCUCUGUUGCAAACCCACACCUACGGCUGUCCGGGGACCUCCGAAGCCUGCCAAGAGAAGCCAUGGAAAAGCAAACAGCAGAAGCAAUUGCGAAGAAGGGUCUCGCCUUCAUCAAGAGUGCUGCGAAGACUGGAGCGGCGGCCUUCUCGCAAGGCGUUGCUACCGUGAGGAAGGGCUACGCGACAAAGCAUGAGGCCGACGUGCUCUCUGACCUGAAAUCACAGGGUCUGCACCCUGCCGAGCAUCUUCAUGCAGCAUUGCGGAAGCUCAAUUACUUAUAUCUGUCGGGUUAUAAACAUGAGUUGCAAGCCGUCGCCCAGCAAGCUGCAAAGAGACUGACCGAUCCGGAGCGCAGCACUGUCCCGCUGGAUUCCCUGCUGUGUAUGAGCUCAGCAAUAUGCGAGGAAUCGCUCAAACAUGGCGAUUUUAACCAGGGAAAGUUAUUUCAAGGCUUUCAAGACUUCUUGAACAAAGCAAAGAUGGGCAGUAACCACUUUGAUCGUGACAAAUUAAGCCAUGAUUUAUACUACUCCACCCUAUAUAUUGUAGAGGAGUAUGAAGGCGCUUUGCCUGAGAUGGACAAAAUUUGCCGGGAAGUAAUUUCACAUGUCAUUACAACAGCUCCCACUCCGGACGUUACAUCCUUGCCUGUAUCAAAAGACCCCACCGAUUCCCCACAAUAUAAUGCUGCAAAAUCGUGUUUCUAUUAUUUUAUGGCAUUAAAUAGAGCAGCUCAAGAGCUGGACGAUAAGAGAAUGAAAGCUCUUCGUGAAGCAGAGGCUCUGGUUCAAAGAGAGCAGGAAAAGUGUAAGCACCAUAUAAUUAUUUUUCUUUCCGUGCAAGAAUAUACGGAACGCAUGCGUAAGGAAAGGUUCAAUUUGAACAGAGGGUUACACAAUCGUCGCAGAGGCCUUCCCCACAAGCGUAACCACAUAGCAGAAACUUGAUUUGUUUGUGAUCCAAACUCGCAAACCUCAGAUAUACUUUCCAUAGAUUGAGACGAAACGGCUUGUCAAAGAACAGGAACCAGAAGUGGAGAAAUUUGAGAUGAGAUAGUGCAACAGAAAUUGUUGGAAGCAGGAGAGAUGACUUGGUGAAUCGAACUUGUGGGUGCACCUCUAAUUUGACCAAGGGUGUUGAAAUCACUCUACUGGGAUGUCCAUCGAGGUGUGAAUUCUUCAACAAGAGUAUUUAUGUUGUCUCCCAACUUUGGAGGACAUGAAUGCAGAGCUGCAAAAGAGGCACAAAAAUGCACUUGGCUUUAUGAAACAAUAUAUAUACCAACUCAAGGUGCUGUGGGCAUGUCAAGAUAUUGCAAUAUUACUGCUGAUAUCUUCACUUUACAUGAAUGAGAGGUGCACUGGACUAAGCUCAUUGUCCGUCCUCAUUUUGUUGUUGGAUAUCUAUAACACAAUGCAGGGGUUACAUAAAGAUAGAUCGGUACAUAGAUAGAAAUGUAUUGACUCUAUAUUACAUUUCUAAACAAUUCUCUUUUGUAGAAUAAAAUUACAAUAUUUUAAUUAACAAAAUGAUGCCAUGUAUGUAAUAUUCAUCCAGAACUUUAUUUCUUAGUUCAUCAGGCCAGUCCUCCAAAAUACUUGCCUGGUUUUAAAUGGGUUAGAGCUCCGAAUUCAUGGUUGCUCUAGAAUCCCAAGACAACAUGAGGGGGCACUGCUGUAUGUAACGUUUCAUAAAGUUACUGCACUUUUUUAAAUAAUUAGAAUCUGAUGUUUGCAAAUGUCCAUGUAAAAUUAUUUCAACUUUUAUUUGAAGUUUAAUGCACAUAAUCUUUGUGAA
Molecule: messenger RNA, 1933 nt
Organism: Physcomitrium patens
Lineage: Eukaryota; Viridiplantae; Streptophyta; Bryopsida; Funariales; Funariaceae
Source: RefSeq, a predicted model, not a curated record